Molecule: messenger RNA, 698 nt
Organism: Toxotes jaculatrix (banded archerfish)
Lineage: Eukaryota; Metazoa; Chordata; Actinopteri; Toxotidae
Gene: nkain5
Product: sodium/potassium transporting ATPase interacting 5
Exons: 7
Coding region: 1-588 (195 amino acids)
Biological process (GO): regulation of sodium ion transport
Source: RefSeq, a predicted model, not a curated record
AUGGGUUGCUGCUCGGCACGAUGCAUGCUGAUCCUCCUGUGUUGUCUGCAGUUGAUAACUGCUCUGGAGAGGCAGGUGUUCGACUUCCUCGGCUACCAGUGGGCUCCCAUCAUGAUCAACUUCUUCCACAUCAUCAUGGUCAUCCUGGGCCUGUUUGGUGCCGUCCAGUACAGAUCCCGCUAUGUUAUUAUGUACCUGCUGUGGACGUUGUUGUGGGUUGGCUGGAAUGUCUUUGUGAGCUGUCUCUACUUGGAUUUGGGAGGUCUUUCAAAGGACAGUGAUGUUCUGUCCCUUGGAGUGUCGUCACAUCGGUCCUGGUGGAAGGACAACGGCCCUGGGUGUGAGAGCGAGGGCCUUCCCUCUGCUGGGUGGCACAACCAGCAAAACCCUGAGCUGACCACAGUGCUGAGCUGCUGGUUGGAAUACCAGUACAUAGAAAUCCUGCAUUGCAUCGUCCAGCUCCUCAUAUCACUCCUGGGAUUUGUUUAUGCCUGCUAUGUCGUCAGCACUUUUUCAGAUGAUGAAGACAGCUUUAAUUUCAUUGGUGAAUUUCAUCAUCCAUCCAAACCCUUUCAGUUGCUCUUCUAGUCUAAAGACUUGAUGGAUUAUAAAUAACCACGAAAACAAAGUGGUCGUGAAAAGCUGAGAAGGAACCAGGAAGAAGAUGAAACAACUCUGAAGAAUGUCAUCAUGGAUCA